Molecule: messenger RNA, 1162 nt
Organism: Schistosoma margrebowiei
Lineage: Eukaryota; Metazoa; Platyhelminthes; Trematoda; Strigeidida; Schistosomatidae
Source: the annotation of a GenBank genome assembly
UGAAUUUUGAAUAUUGAGUAACUGAGGGUUAUUCAGUUUGUUAGUGGCGUGGUCGAAAUGGAAGCAGGUUUACUUAUGAGCGCACAGACACUUACAUUUCCUGACUAUCCGGAUAUUGAGAAGGCUUAUGUAUCUCAUCUGUCGUCAUCUACUCAGUCGAAAGCUCCGGAAACACUGAAAACGGGGUCUUUGGCACAAGAAAUCCAGAAAGCUAGAGAGCAUAUCAAAACAUCCUUGGAUCGCGUUGCUGUAUCCCGACCUUUCGACGUUGGACGUCUUGAUGAACUUGAAAAACUUGUUACGAGUCUUGUUAGUCGCAUAUCAGAUCUGGAAUCACGCAUAAGCACUAUGAAGUUGAGUAACGAUCCUCAUGAUGUAGUUGGAGAAAAAUCAGAUUCAGAGCCUGAUCUUUUUGGUUCAGACAGCGAGGAGGAUAAAGAAGCUGAGCGUAUCAGGAGUGAGAGAGAAGCCGAAUACCUUGCAAAAAAAGCUCUAAAGCCUGUUGUGGCAGCAAAGUCAAGUAUCACCCUCGAUGUGAAACCAUGGGAUGAUGAAGUAGAUAUGGAAGAACUUACCUCUUUGGUGAAAGGUAUUAAAGUAGAUGGCCUUUUAUGGGGUGCUUCCAAAUUGGUGCCCAUCGCUUUUGGCAUAAAGAAGCUCCAAAUCUGUUGUGUCGUUGAAGAUGACAAGGUUGGAACUGACUUCCUUGAAGAAUCUAUAAAGGAAUUUUCGAAACAUGUUCAAUCUGUAGAUAUUGUAUCAUUUAACAAGUUGUAAUGAAAAACAGGAAUUGUAAUAUAUAAUGGACCGAAUCAGUAAACGUCCGUCUUUCAAUCUCCUUGUUCUAAAAUUGGGAUAAUUUACUACUAAUCUUAUUCGUAAUGUGUUGCACAGCGCCUUGCCUCCACAACGCAUACUGAAAAACUGUUGUAUACAGUCGAGAAACGAUUAACGCGAAAGAAACUAAGCGUCUCUCCUCGCAGCAAACCCAGUAUGUAUAAUAGCGCAAUUAGACAGGUUAAGUUUUUUAAACGAAGCGACCAGUCUAGCUUUUUGGACGGAUGUUUAUUUCGUCAGCGCGUGAGUGAGUGGACCUGAACUGAGUUCUUUUUUUGCAAAUGUUUAGCUUAAUAUACAAUACAAUACCAAAAAUACUUAUCAG